AUGGCUGGUCUCCGGGGUUUCUUCCUUCUUUUCAUCUUCCUGGUCCUGGCAGUCUUAUAUGCUGCCGCCAACAGCGCCCCCAACGAAACUAAGCCCGAGCAGGACAUCCCUCAACGUUGUAUCGACAACAGUAAGACGCCCGUGUCCUGUAAAGAUGUUGACAACGAGGACGCCCUAGCGCCACAUCCCGAUGACUGUGAAUUGUUCUAUUACUGCGUUUCUCCGGACAGUGAGCCCGUGUGCAGACAAUGCCCGGCCAAUCUACACUUCAACCCUAUAAAGAGAGUCUGCGACAACCCUGAAGACGCGGGCUGCGAAGCUUCUGGUGAUGAACCAGAAGAACCUUCUGAAUAG
Danaus chrysippus (African queen) is the source of this 354-nucleotide messenger RNA. The record is from the annotation of a GenBank genome assembly. Lineage: Eukaryota; Metazoa; Arthropoda; Insecta; Lepidoptera; Nymphalidae.